Aspergillus candidus is the source of this 516-nucleotide messenger RNA. RefSeq lists its product as uncharacterized. The record is from RefSeq and is a predicted model, not a curated record. Gene Ontology annotation, cellular component: membrane. The transcript is spliced from 4 exons. Bases 1 to 516 code for a protein of 171 amino acids. NCBI's taxonomy places the organism in Eukaryota, Fungi, Ascomycota, Eurotiomycetes, Eurotiales, Aspergillaceae.
AUGUUCCCUAGCUCCCUCACCAAGCCCUUCCAGCUCCUCUGCCGGGUGAUGCAGUGGUCUAGCGCGGCUAUCGUGCUAGGCCUUACGUCUUACUAUAUCCAUAAGGGUCCGAGGGGCUUGCUGCUGAAAUAUACUGAGGUUAUUUCGACAAUGUCCAUCGUCUUCUUCCUCCCGGCCUUCGUCUCGCCUUUCAUGCCUAAUCGACUCAGCAAAUAUGUCCUCUUGAUUGACGUUGUCUUCUCUUACCUCUGGCUCACAGCCUUCAUCUUCGCCGCCCAAGACUACAACCGCGACGACUGCUUCCUCAACGCGCCCCCCAACCACAGCUGCGCCAAGAAGAAGGCCAACGAGUCGUUUAUCUUCUUGACUUUCAUCUUCACCUUCUUCGCUAUGUUCCUUGAAGUCCUCAACCUCUGGGCCGACCGUCGCGAGACCCGUGGGCCCUCGAGGGAGAAGUACUCUGGUGGUGCCCAUGGUGGCCCGCCUGAUGCGCCGGUCGGGUCGAGUAAUGUUUAA